AGUGGAGAUGAUUUCUCCAAUAACCUGUUCACAGAUCUUGGCCCAAUUUUGGCUCUCCUCGGAGAGCGUGUUACCAUGCAAUUCCUAAGCCAGUGCAUGGGGUGGUCCGAAUGCAUCAUCCUCGCGGCAGCGCCUCUCGGUAUCUUGACAAUAAUUGUCGCCGCCAUAAGAGUUGGUGGUCCUCCGUGGCUUAAGGCUUUGGUAGGGCGGGCAACCGAAAAUAUCGCCACGGCUGAAUUGGAGCUCAUGUCUUCUACCUCCAACGAGGUCUGCGAGCUCUGGAACGGCAAAGACGUAGUCCGCUGCAUGGGAUCUGCCCCCAUAUGGGAAUUUAUCUGUUUGGUGCCUACCAGAGGGACGCCAAAGAAUCCAGUUGUAAGAAUAUUGGAAAUCCAAGAAGCAAGCAGCUACAUACAAAGAAGCUAUGAGGUCAUCGUGGUGAGAAAUUCACGCCAUCCUGCUCCGAAUAUUUCUCACAAUCGCUCAAAAAAUACUGGGCAAGGUGAGCUUUACUUCGUUGCUUGCCUCGGCAUUGCUCUACAAACAGGCGUGAUAGUAUACAGUGGCCUUAUCACCCAGUACUCUAAAAUCACGCCUAGUUUUCGAAAGGAUGAGAAGCCAGUUGGUAAGUAUGCAUUUCCACUAGUCGUGGCCGGCACGGUGAUAUUAAGCAUCGGCAUAUUUAUCUGUUCCCACGUGGUGGAAAGCAGCACAAAGGAGGAAAUUUAUACGCCCGUGGAGGGAUGGAGAGCGCAGCUGGUAUGGCUUCAACAAGAGAAAACUGUUGGUGAUCAGGAAUUAAAAUCCUUUGCCCUCUUCACAGGAAAAGAUCAACCGAGGAUUAUCACGUCCAGCAGAGUGGAGCAAGAUCAAACAGCUACAGGUCGCGAUACGCUUUUUGCUUUGGAAUUUAAGACUUUCACAGGGGCUAUUAUUAGCCUAAUCGGAUUUGUUGCUCAGUUUAUUGGCACACGGGGAAUGCAUUGGUCUGCGUCUAUCGCCUCCUUGGUUGCAAUUUCCAUCAUGACGGCUUUGAGGGCAUGGGUACGUCGUGGAUUAACGACCCCGAUACUGUCCGAGCCUCUUAUUCCUGGGUUUGAGCUCGACUGGUUUGCAGAUACAUUCAAAGAUCUUAAGAAUG
Molecule: messenger RNA, 1141 nt
Organism: Trichoderma atroviride IMI 206040
Lineage: Eukaryota; Fungi; Ascomycota; Sordariomycetes; Hypocreales; Hypocreaceae
Source: RefSeq, a predicted model, not a curated record